Molecule: messenger RNA, 2713 nt
Organism: Mercurialis annua (annual mercury)
Lineage: Eukaryota; Viridiplantae; Streptophyta; Magnoliopsida; Malpighiales; Euphorbiaceae
Product: mechanosensitive ion channel protein 2, chloroplastic
Exons: 14
Coding region: 254-2482 (742 amino acids)
Biological process (GO): transmembrane transport
Cellular component (GO): membrane
Source: RefSeq, a predicted model, not a curated record
CGCGCCGUUUUAUGCCUAGGGAAUAGAAACGUGAAGGAAAAGCUUUGAACCUGACAUUCUCCGGUUUGCAUUUCAUUUUUGCAGUCAAAAAAGUUGUUCUCUGUUGCACAAGAAGGGCUCGGAAUCGGGACAUUGCUGAAAUCUGUUUCUUUUUGUUCUUUCCAUCUUUGGUUGUCGAUUUAGAGGUUUAGUGCUUUUGAGUAGCGUUACAUCACUAUUGGCGCCUUCUAGUAUAUCAUUUUGAGUCUUAACGAUGGCUGUUGCUGGUUCUUUGCAAUUGUCUCAUAAUAUGGGGCUUUGCAAGAACCAGGAGUACAGAAAACAAUACAAGAGUAUGUUGAGGAAUGGAGGCAAGAUUCCUUUGUUGAGUACCAUGCCCUCAUCAUGUGUUUCGUUUCAGAAAAGAAAUUCUUGGUGUAUUCGGCUAUCAGAAAAUUUGUACAAAUCCAUUUGCCCUGUAUCACAUAGAAGUAAUGCUUUUAGGUGCCAUGCCUUUGUAGUUCCAGGCCAAUCCUUUCAAAUUCCUGCAAUGAAGGCUGCUUCUAUGGCAUUGACGAGGUCAUAUAAUGCUUUGCAAAGCAGUCCAGUUAUAUUGAAGCUGUCUCCAGCAGUUGCGGUUAUCAUAUUUGCUAUAUGGGGCCUUGGUCCACUCAUGCGACAUUCUAGAAAUUUACUACUUAAUAAGAAUGACAAUAGUUGGAAAAAGAGUGGCACAUAUUAUGUUACGACCUCUUAUCUUCAACCUUUGUUGCUAUGGACCGGUGCGACACUUGUCUGCAGAGUACUUGAUCCUCUUGUUCUGCCUACAGAAGCCAGUCAGGUUGUUAAGCAGAGGCUUUUGAACUUUGUAAGAUCAUUGUCGACUGUGCUGGCUUUUGCCUAUUGCUUAUCUAGCAUGAUUCAACAAGCUCAGAAGUUCUUCAUUGAGUUACACGAGCCCAGUGACACUAGAAAUAUGGGUUUCCAAUUUGCAGGGAAAGCUGUAUAUUCUGCAGUAUGGGUAGCUGCUGUUUCGCUUUUCAUGGAGUUGCUGGGUUUCUCUACCCAAAAAUGGCUCACUGCUGGAGGUCUUGGGACUGUGUUGCUGACCCUUGCUGGUCGUGAGAUCUUCACAAAUUUCCUUUCAAGUGCAAUGAUUCAUGCAACUCGACCUUUUGUUGUGAAUGAAUGGAUUCAAACGAAGAUUGAAGGCUAUGAAGUUUCUGGUACUGUGGAGCACGUGGGUUGGUGGUCACCAACAAUCAUAAGAGGUGAAGACCGUGAAGCAGUUCAUAUUCCUAACCAUAAGUUCACAGUGAACGUCGUGAGAAACCUCUCUCAGAAAACACAUUGGCGUAUUAAAACGCACCUAGCCAUUAGUCAUUUGGACGUUCAUAAGAUUCAUAAUAUUGUUGCUGACAUGCGCAAAGUCUUAGCCAAGAAUUCUCAAGUUGAGCAGCAGCGGUUGCACAGGAGAGUGUUUUUGGAAAAAAUAAAUCCUGAAAAUCAAGCUCUCACGAUUUUGAUAUCCUGUUUUGUGAAGACCUCACAUCAUGAAGAAUAUCUGUGUGUCAAGGAAGCAAUACUGUUGGAUCUUCUAAGAGUCAUCAGCCAUCACCGGGCGCGACUUGCUACCCCUAUUCGAACAGUUCAGAAAAUAUAUAGUGAUGCUGAUUUGGAAAAUGUUCCAUUUGCGGAAACUAUCUUUCACCAUGGUGGAGCUGCUAAUCGUCCUCUGCUGCUGAUUGAACCCUCUUACAGAAUCAACGGUGAUGAUAAAGCAAAAUCUCAAAAUCGCCAGGGACGGGGAGCUGGAGAUCAAGAAAAUAAGGCUACAUCAAAAUCUUCAACUGACAUAAAAACCGAAGGUAGCCCGAAGUCAGACUCUAAGACCAAAGAUGCAUCAAAAUCUGACAUUAAGGGAGAUGCCAAAUCAGGUGAAACACCAAUUUCUGAUGCUAAGGAGAACAUAAAAGGUGCAACUGGAUCAACGUCUGACUUGAAUGUCGUUGAUAAAUCGUCAGCAAAAUCAUCAUCGGGUUCUGUCCCCAAGUCAGCAAGUUUUUCAGAAUCAUCAAGUUCCGAAUCCCGGGCAGCAGGCUCUGUUUCUGAUAAUGUGUUACAGAGCAAAAAGAUUCCCGAUAGCAAGCCGCCUAGGAGCACGAGUUCCGGGAAUGCAAGGCAGAAUAGCCAUUUAGAUAACCCAUCAAUGUCCUCAUCAGAUGGUCAACCAUCAGGAGCUGAGAAAAAGUCAAAUGCUCAACCGUCAGUGUCAAGGCCUUCCUUGGAGGAAAAUAUAGUCCUUGGUGUUGCAUUGGAAGGCUCCAAGAGAACCCUUCCGAUUGAGGAAGACAUGGCUCCCCGUCCGACGCUAAACGAGAUUAAGGAAAUGGCUGCAGCCGGCCGAAAUGGAAAUGCAUCUUCAAAUGGGGAGAAGGAUGAGAAAGAUGGUCAGACUCAAAAACCUUCAAGUGCAACUUCCGGUGAUCAGCUAAAGAAGUAAUUUUUUUGGUUUUGCAAAUGUCUUGAUUUGAAGCGUUUUUUCUCACUACUAAAAUAGGUAACAUUUUCUAUGACCAAUGCAAUCAGAUUACGCUCUUGUUUUUUCAUCUUACAGUAUCAGAUAUCCCAUAGGAUUUUCCAAACUGAUGAUUUGACUGCUUUUCAAGUCUCUCCUUGUACUUAUUUAAUAGUUUGCUAAUCCAUUGACACCCUGUUUUAGAUGUUCAUUAAA